Molecule: messenger RNA, 3840 nt
Organism: Cryptotermes secundus
Lineage: Eukaryota; Metazoa; Arthropoda; Insecta; Blattodea; Kalotermitidae
Product: protein SERAC1
Exons: 10
Coding region: 173-1525 (450 amino acids)
Source: RefSeq, a predicted model, not a curated record
CGGACUGCCAUCUUGUGGCUGAACCAUGGAACUUAUUUCCUGUUUAUUUAUUAGAUCAGCUGCAUUCUAAGGCAGCUGUGUAUGUCAGUUUGAUACAGGUGGUAGUAGCGCUGCCAAGCAUUGGAAUGCCUGUCUUUUUGUUAUUGAUACUCACCUGCAACAUUCGUUCAUCAUGGCAUAUUUAGAUAUUGAGAGUGAGAAUGUAGUCGUAAUGACCAGCCAUUGUGACGCUGUCGAAGAGCGGGAAUCAUCCGAGAGCUGGAGAAAUGUCUGGAAGCCAGUGCAUCAGCACGCAAUUGAGAAGCUACUAUAUGUAAGAAGCCAAAUGAAGCUGCUUCUGAAGGUGUUGGUCCCCGCCUGUCUGGCCGUCUUUUACGCGUGCCUGCGAAACCAGAGAACCAUCGUAUCUGCAGUGCGCAAAUAUCUGGAGCCUAUCUCCCUGUCCUCAGUAUCGUCACUGUCAGGGUAUGUACUCUCACCAUCUUCGAAACUAAUUCAACGAUCAAAACAUCCACAACAGAAAACCAGAGAGAACAUAUCGGAACCCGAGAAAUGUGUCACUUGCGAUGUGCUGUACGACCCCAGCCCCGAGCCAAUCCGCGCAGACGUCAUCUUCAUCCAUGGACUUCACGGGUCUCUGGAAAAGACAUGGAAGCAGGGUAUCUGGGAUGUGACGGAUGUGAGAACAGUUCCCAUGCGGCAGAGGCACCUGCAAGCCGCUGCACCCUAUCAGGAUACCUGGAGCGGCAGCUCUGUGGAGGGAACGGAGCAAGACAUGGAUCUGGUAGGAGACGAGACGCUGUUUGAUGAGCUGAUGGAGGAUGCGAGGAUGCAGGAUAACAAUAACGAACCUGAGCCGUACUCCAAGUGCUGGCCUCGUGAUUGGCUGCCCCAGGACUGUCCUGGCGUGCGGGUCAUUGCCCUUAACUACACAACGGACCCCUAUCUGUGGAGACCGCUUUGGGUGACCAAACGCAACAGGACAUGUAUGCUGGAGCGGAGUCGUGAGAUGAUGGAUCACUUGAAGGAGCUAGGUGUGGGUAAGAACCCCAUCAUAUGGGUGGGACAUUCAAAAGGUGGCCUCUUUGUUAAGCAGAUGAUAGUUGAUGCAUAUGAGAGAGGAGAUGACAAACUUUCUGGAUUUUAUGGCAAUACACGUGGCAUCAUGUUCUACAGUGUGCCUCAUCGGGGCUCACCAUGCGCACAAAUUAAUCUUCCGCUGUUGAGACAAUCAGUAGAGCUAACAGAAGUGCAAAAAGACUGCCGUGAGGUGCUGGAACUGCAUGAAAAAUUUCUGUCACUCAUUGAGGAGCAGCAGCUAGAAGCUGAGAUUUUCAGUUUCAUUGAAACAGUUCAAACAUUCAUGACUUUCCUUUACAUUCAGAUAGUGUCCAUUGAGUCUGCAGAUCUUGGGAUUGGUGAACUGUGUGGUGCUCCAUUGGAUCAUAGAAACAUUUGCAAGCCGUCAAGCAGGCGGUGCUUCCUGUACAGAGAGCUUGCCAGUCUCAUCAACAAAAGUGUCUGAUGGAUGUUCAACAUUUAGGACAUUCCAGCUACUCAACACUCUAACCUAAAUUAUGACUUCGGUUUCUUCCGACUAUGUAUUUUUUUUACUCUUCUUCUUUCGUGUAUUUCUCAUUACUCUAUAUUUCAUAUAGAAAGUCGAUAGUUCUCCGUAAGUGCCUCAACAGGAAUAAUGACCUGGGAAUUCAGUUUUCCUUACUUUAUAGUAAUAAUAUAUUUAUUUCAAACAAUUCUUCAUAUUUUUAGUACUGUCAUGCUGACAGUUUGAUGUUUUUAACUGUGUAUUAAAUAUUAAUUAUGGAAACUUGUCAUGCAGGGCAGUAAGUUGAAAGAAAGCCACGAUUUUCUUGCACAGAGUGGCAUUUUAUGUUCAUGUCAUUGGAAAAUUAUGAUGUGAUUAAUUUUUAAAACCUUUACAAGAUUUAUAUUAGUUAAAAUUUGAAAUAUUUUGUAAUGUCUGAUACAGAUUUAGUGUAGUAACUGCAGGUUAUUGUGGUGAAAAAGAAAUACAGCCCAUUUGUUACAAAAAUAAUGACAGAAGGGUUCAGUCUUUAAGAUAUGAAAAAUGAAACUCAUUGAAGUUGUGCAGACCAUUCAUGAGAACAUGUUAAAAGAAGUUAUUCAGUUUUGUACAUUGAUUACACAGAAAAAUAUUUUCCAUUUUGAAUGUUAAAAAUAUGCAUUUUUUUUCUAAUUAAGUUACAUUUUUUAUUGGAAUCAUUGUUGAGUAUGUGAGGGGUGGGCUAUAAAAUCCGGCCAUUGCACUGCCUCCUUCAAUGAUCUAUUGUGCUUCCCCUUUGGAUUAACCCUUUAUUAAUCCUACACUUCAAAUGAAAUGUAGGACUUUAUUUAAGGGGGUGUCAUAGAAGUCAUUUGGUUCCAUGAAGAAUUGACCCAAGUGAUGAAAUUUUUAGAGUAAGCUAUGGGCUCACAGUCACAUAGGAUAUAUGUGGCUGAUUUGUCUUCUUGUAGGCACCUUUCACAGGUUGGGUCAUCUGUCAGUCUCAGUUUGAAAAGGUGUCUUUUUAGGUGGCAGUGUCUGGUAAUUAAUCCUACCACCCAGCUUAAUUGAUCUCUGUUUAAUUUCAACAGGUCCUUCAUUCUUCUGGCAGAGGGUCCUGAUAUAAAUCCCUUUUGUCUGUUUGAGUUCAAUUGUGGAUUCCCAGUGAUUUUUUGUGAUUUUUGUGAUUUUUGUUAGUCCAGUCCCUAAUCGCUUUCUUGGCAACUCCAAAUGAGAUGCCGCAAGCUGGUUCAGGUCCUGUGAACGCAUGUUCAGAUCCUGUGCUUGCCAACUGAUCUGCCGUUUCAUUAUCAACACUACCCUCAUCACCUAGCACCCAUAUCAGUUGAACUCUGUUAUGUCUGGUCAGUUGUAUGAGGGAUUGGUGUCAGUCCCAGACAAAUUUUUCAAGUGAUUUGAUGUGUACCAAGUGCUUUAAUUGCAGCUUGACUAUCUGACAGGAUACACAUGUUACAAUUUUUAUAGUUUCUAUCUAAAUUCUCAACUGCGCAUGCCUUAAUGUCAUACACUUCUGCCUGGAAUACUGUGUACUGAAUAAGUCCAAAACUAUGUUUCUGCCCUGUUCCAUCACAAUACACCCCAGCUACAAUGCCUUUAUUUGUCUUGGAACCAUCUGUAUAUCAGAUUAGUCCCUCCUUCUAUUGGGUUGAAACCCCUCCUUCCACUCACUUCUAUCAGGAAAUCUGAUCAUGAAGGGUUUAUCAUAGACAUGUUUUGGUAUCAUUUUAUCAGACCCCUAUCUGUAGGAUGGGUUCUUUUUUCAUGUCCUGAAUCAUGUAUGCAUGUAGGUCUCUAUUGAUCAUUGCAAUGUAAUCUGUAAUUUCCUAACUUUGCCUCUGCUUUCAUCUGCAGAUGCAGUGGGGGGAGUCCUAGUAAGAUUUCCAUUGCAGCUGUUGGAGCUGUUCUCAUUGUUCCCGUAAUUCCCAAGCAGGCCGUCCUUUGCAAUUUGCUUAGUUCUGCCUGACUUGUUUUGAGUUUAACUCUAGACCACCAUAUAGUGGCAGCAUAGGUAAUUAUGGGUCUCACUACCACAGUGUAUAUCCAAUAUACCACCUUUGGUUUCAGUCCCCAGGUCUUUCCAAAUGUGCCUCUCCAUGUCUAGAAGGCCUUAUAUGUCUUGUUAAUAGCCUUGUCCAGCUAUUUUUUGUCUAAUGUUAUUCCAAGGUACAUGGAAUCAUUGUUGAAUAGGAACCCAAUUUUCUUCAAUUAUGACUUGAAUCUGCCCCCCCCUCCCAUUGGUCAAUGGCAGAUUGGAUGUUAUUAUAUUGUCACAUGUAUUAGUGACUAUAGAUGGG